AUGAGCCACCGGACCUCCUCCUCCUUCCGAGCGGAGCGAAGCUUCCAUUCCUCCUCCUCUUCCUCCUCUUCCUCGUCCUCUUCAGCCUCCAGAGCCCUCCCAGCCCAGGACCCACCCAUGGAGAAGGCUUUAAGCUUGUUCUCCGAGGACUUCGGCAGUUUCAUAAGGCCCCACUCGGAACCUCUGGCCUUCCCAGCCCGUCCUGGGGGGCCGGGCAACAUCAAGACCCUGGGAGAUGCCUAUGAGUUUGCAGUGGACGUGAGAGACUUCUCUCCGGAGGACAUCAUCGUCACCACCUCCAAUAACCACAUUGAGGUGCGGGCCGAGAAGCUGGCGGCUGAUGGCACAGUCAUGAACACCUUCGCUCACAAGUGCCAGUUGCCGGAGGACGUGGACCCCACCUCGGUGACCUCAGCCCUGCGGGAGGACGGGAGCCUCACCAUCCGGGCCCGGCGGCACCCCCACACAGAGCACGUCCAGCAGGUCUUCCGGACAGAGAUCAAAAUCUGA
Messenger RNA from Dipodomys ordii (Ord's kangaroo rat), 510 nucleotides. RefSeq names its product heat shock 27kDa protein family, member 7 (cardiovascular) (gene Hspb7). NCBI's taxonomy places the organism in Eukaryota, Metazoa, Chordata, Mammalia, Rodentia, Heteromyidae. Gene Ontology annotation, cellular component: cytoplasm; nucleus. The coding region runs from base 1 to 510 and encodes 169 amino acids. Gene Ontology annotation, biological process: heart development. The record is from RefSeq and is a predicted model, not a curated record. The transcript is spliced from 3 exons.